This is a messenger RNA of Venustampulla echinocandica, 1317 nucleotides long. RefSeq names its product Enolase. Bases 1 to 1317 code for a protein of 438 amino acids. The record is from RefSeq and is a predicted model, not a curated record. The transcript has 5 exons. Gene Ontology annotation, biological process: glycolytic process. Gene Ontology annotation, molecular function: magnesium ion binding; phosphopyruvate hydratase activity. NCBI's taxonomy places the organism in Eukaryota, Fungi, Ascomycota, Leotiomycetes, Helotiales, Pleuroascaceae. Gene Ontology annotation, cellular component: phosphopyruvate hydratase complex.
AUGGCGAUCACCAAGAUCCACGCUCGUUCGGUCUACGAUUCUCGGGGAAACCCUACCGUCGAGGUCGAUGUUGUCACCGAGACUGGUCUCCACCGCGCCAUCGUCCCCUCCGGCGCUUCCACCGGCCAGCACGAGGCUGUUGAGCUCCGCGACGGAGACAAGAGCAAGUGGGCUGGAAAGGGUGUCCUCAAGGCUGUUGCCAACGUCAACGAUAUCAUCGGCCCUGCUCUCAUCAAGGAGAACAUCGAUGUUAAGGACCAGCCAAAGGUCGACAACUUCCUGAUCAAGCUUGAUGGAACCCCAAACAAGGGCAAGUUGGGGGCCAACGCCAUCCUUGGCGUCAGUCUGGCUGUUGCCAAGGCUGCCGCUGCUGAGAAGCAAAUCCCUCUCUUCGCUCACAUCUCCGACCUUGCCGGCACCAAGAAGCCAUAUGUUCUCCCCGUUCCUUUCAUGAACGUUCUCAACGGAGGAUCCCACGCUGGUGGACGCCUGGCCUUCCAGGAGUUCAUGAUUGUGCCAUCUGCUGCACCAACCUUCUCUGAGGCAUUGCGCCACGGUGCCGAGGUCUACCAGAAGCUGAAGACACUCGCUAAGAAGAAGUAUGGACAAUCUGCGGGUAACGUUGGUGACGAGGGUGGAGUUGCUCCGGAUAUCCAGACCGCUGAGGAGGCUCUUGAGCUCAUCACCGAGGCUAUUGAGGCGGCUGGAUAUACCGGCAAGAUGAACAUUGCCAUGGAUGUCGCUUCCAGCGAAUUCUACAAGGAGGAUGCUAAGAAGUACGACUUGGACUUCAAGAACCCAGACAGUGACCCAACCAAAUGGAUCACCUACGAGCAGCUCGCCGAACAGUACCAGACCCUUGCCAAGAAGUACCCAAUCGUCAGCAUUGAGGACCCAUUUGCUGAGGAUGACUGGGAGGCGUGGAGCUACUUCUACAAGACCUCCGACUUCCAGAUUGUCGGUGAUGACUUGACUGUCACCAACCCCAUCCGCAUCAAGAAGGCUAUUGAGCUCAAGUCCUGCAACGCUCUCCUGCUCAAGGUCAACCAGAUCGGUACACUUACCGAGUCUAUCCAAGCUGCAAAGGACUCCUAUGCUGCUGGCUGGGGUGUCAUGGUUUCCCACCGCUCCGGCGAGACUGAGGAUGUUACCAUUGCUGACAUUGUCGUCGGUAUCAGAGCUGGACAAAUCAAGACUGGUGCACCCGCUCGAUCUGAGCGUCUGGCCAAGUUGAACCAGAUUCUGAGAAUAGAGGAGGAGCUCGGCGACAAGGCUAUCUAUGCCGGCGAGAAAUUCAGAACUGCCGUCAACUUGUAA